CGUAACACUAAUCGGAAACCCAGGUUCUUCAGCUGCCGCCGGCCAAUCCAAUUUGCGAUGGCAACUAACGGUUCAGUUUCAUCAACGGAGAACGGCGGAGUAAGUAAACUGGAGAAGUUUCUGUGCGAGCGGUUGUUGGAUCAGUCGCAGCCGAUCUCAGAGCGAUUUAGAGCUCUCUUCUCCCUUCGCAACUUGAAAGGCCCUGCUCCUCGCAACGCUCUAAUCCUCGCAUCCAGAGACUCAUCCAACUUGUUGGCACAUGAAGCUGCGUUUGCGUUGGGACAGAUGCAAGAUGCUGAAGCUGUUCCUGCUCUUGAGUCCGUUCUUAACGACAUGUCCUUGCAUCCUAUUGUACGCCAUGAGGCAGCAGAAGCUCUUGGAGCCAUUGGUUUAGCUGGUAAUGCUGAGAUAUUGAAGAAAAGCUUGAUCUUGGAUCCUGCUCAGGAGGUUCGGGAGACAUGUGAGUUAGCUCUCAAAAGGAUCGAAGAGUUGAGUAGUGUUGAUGCGGAGAAGAACCAGUCAGACACGACAGAGAGAUCACCUUUCAUGUCUGUUGACCCAGCGGCUCCAGCUGCUGCUUUCUCCUCUGUCCACCAACUGAGGGAGAUUCUUAUGGAUGAAACAAAAGGCAUGUAUGAGAGAUAUGCUGCUCUUUUCGCUCUAAGGAAUCAUGGUGGAGACGAGGCUGUUUCUGCUAUUGUUGAUUCUUUGAGUGCUGAUAGUGCCCUUCUACGUCAUGAGGUUGCUUAUGUCUUGGGGCAAUUGCAAAACAAAGCUGCCCUAGCAACACUAAGCAAAAUACUGAGAGAUUUGAAUGAGCACCCAAUGGUUAGACACGAGGCUGCAGAAGCGCUUGGUUCUAUUGCAGAUGAGCAGAGCAUUGCAUUGCUACAGGAAUUCUCAAGGGACCCUGAGCCGAUUGUUUCGCAAAGCUGUGAAGUUGCAUUGAGCAUGCUGGAAUUUGAAAAUUCCGGCAAAUCAUUUGAGUUCUUUUUCACUCAAGACCCGCUUGUUCAUUAAAAUGCGUAAGGAUCUUAACCAUUCUUCGAUCAUUUACAACAAAGGAAUACAAGCAGUUGCAGCAAGCGAACCUUUUGUUAUACAGAGAGGUGAACUGCUGCUACUUAGCAUCUUAAUUAUGUCCGAUUGUUAUAGUUCUAUGUAUUGAAUUUAAUUUUAAGAUACAUUGUCUUAGUCGGUAUGGAAGCUUUCCAUUGUUAAAGAAAGGGAAUGAUUUUGCAUGUCU
Raphanus sativus (radish) is the source of this 1246-nucleotide messenger RNA. RefSeq names its product deoxyhypusine hydroxylase. Lineage: Eukaryota; Viridiplantae; Streptophyta; Magnoliopsida; Brassicales; Brassicaceae. The record is from RefSeq and is a predicted model, not a curated record. The transcript has 7 exons. Gene Ontology annotation, molecular function: deoxyhypusine monooxygenase activity. Gene Ontology annotation, biological process: peptidyl-hypusine biosynthetic process. The coding region runs from base 58 to 1020 and encodes 320 amino acids.